ACAGGUUAUUAUAGCUGAUUAGAAAUAUAGAAAGAAAAUGUUUUGUAUAACAUUUACUUCAAAAAAUAAUUUAAGUUGGUAUCGCUGCAACUUCACUCCCAACCCCAACAGUUCCGUUAAAAUCUGUGUUCAAAAUUAACGUAACCUCACUUAAAUUGAAUACACAAAAAUGACUACAAAUAAUCCUAUAAAGAUAGGAGAUCAUUCCACUAAAAACACUAUAGUUCAACCGUUAUUGACCGAUUUGUACCAGAUAACGAUGGCUUACGCUUAUUGGAAAUCGGGAAAACACCGAGACGUCGCUGUCUUCGACCUCUAUUUUCGCAAGAAUCCGUUUCACGGCGAAUUUACAAUUUUCGCCGGUCUCGGAGACGCGAUAUCUUUCGUCAAAGACUUCCGAUAUUCCCAGAGCGAUUUGAAAUAUUUAAAAAGCGCCCUUCCCGAAACGAUCGAAAAGGAGUUCUUUGAAUAUCUCUCGGGGAUAAAUGCGAAUGAUGUUGUUAUUUAUGGAUUAGAAGAGGGGAGUGUAUGUUUUCCAAGGGUCCCUUUAUUAAUUGUUGAAGGUCCCUUAAUUGUCGUCCAAUUACUUGAAACAACUUUAUUAACACUAAUUAACUUUGCUUCUUUGGUUGCAACAAAUGCUGCAAGACACCGAAUCGUAGCCGGUGAUAAAAUUUUAUUGGAAUUUGGGCUUCGGAGAGCCCAGGGACCCGAUGGGGGUCUUACCGCUUCGAAAUAUGCUUACAUCGGUGGUUUCGAUGGGACUAGUAACGUUUUAGCGGGGAAAUUAUUUAACAUCCCGGUAAAAGGGACUCACGCCCACGCUUACAUAACCUCAUUCACAGAUUUAAAGGAUGUCAAAAAUCCUUACUUAACAUCAAUUAAUGGAGAAAAAAUGAAUCUUUUAGGAUUAAGUUUGGGGUAUCGAUCUAAAUUGGUUAGUGUUUAUAAAGUUUUAGAAGCCGAAGCGAGUAACGGUGAAUUAGCAGCGUUUGUGUCUUAUGCUCAAGCUUUUCCAAAUAAUUUUGUUGCACUCAUUGAUACGUAUGAUGUUAAAAGAAGUGGGUUAAUUAAUUUUUCAGCUGUAGCUUUAGGAUUAAACGAUUUGGGGUAUCAAGCUGUUGGGGUUCGAAUAGAUUCAGGGGAUUUAGCGUAUUUAUCUAGAGUUGCAAGACAAUCUUUUGUUGAUAUAUCAAAGAAAUUUAAUCUAACCUUUUUUGAAUCUUUAAUGAUUAUUGUAUCAAACGAUUUAAACGAUGAUACGAUUUUAAGUUUAAACGAGCAAGGCCAUAACAUUGAUUGUUUUGCAAUCGGAACUCAUUUAGUUACUUGCCAAAAACAACCCGCAAUGGGUGGUAUUUACAAAUUAGUCGAAUUAAACAAUCAGCCGAGAAUGAAAUUAACUCAAGAUGUUGGAAAAAUUACAAUCCCCGGGCGAAAAAGUGCUUACAGGUUAUUUAGCGCGAAAGGUGACGCAUUAAUUGAUUUGUUACAAAACGCCGAUGAAGCACCGCCUAGUGUUAAUGAAAGAGUUUUGUGUCGUCAUCCUUUCGAAGAAUCAAAAAGAGCCUAUGUUAUUCCAUCGAGGGUUGAGAAUCUCCAUAGCGUUUAUUGGGAAAACGGAAAAGUAGUUGGAAAGUUACAAAGUUUAGAAGAAAUUCGAAAAAAAGUGCAAGCAUCGUUGAAAACGCUUCGAUGUGAUAUUAAAAGGAAUUUAAAUCCGACUCCGUAUAAAGUCUCAGUUUCGGAUGCUUUGUACACUUAUUUACAUCAAUUGUGGAUGGAGAAUGCUCCAAUUGGAGAAUUAAUGUAGAUUUUAAUAAUAUAUUUAUUGUUUUUUUAUCAUUUAUAGUAAA
Molecule: messenger RNA, 1856 nt
Organism: Onthophagus taurus
Lineage: Eukaryota; Metazoa; Arthropoda; Insecta; Coleoptera; Scarabaeidae
Product: nicotinate phosphoribosyltransferase-like
Biological process (GO): NAD+ biosynthetic process via the salvage pathway
Cellular component (GO): cytosol
Molecular function (GO): nicotinate phosphoribosyltransferase activity
Source: RefSeq, a predicted model, not a curated record